Exserohilum turcica Et28A is the source of this 558-nucleotide messenger RNA. RefSeq lists its product as uncharacterized. Gene Ontology annotation, biological process: tRNA 5'-leader removal. Gene Ontology annotation, cellular component: ribonuclease P complex. The transcript has 2 exons. The coding region runs from base 1 to 558 and encodes 185 amino acids. The record is from RefSeq and is a predicted model, not a curated record. Lineage: Eukaryota; Fungi; Ascomycota; Dothideomycetes; Pleosporales; Pleosporaceae.
AUGGUCCGCGUCAAAAAUCGCUACCUCGUCGUCAACCUGCUGUACCCGGAGCCCAGCGCAAAGAGCAAAACCCCGCUUCCCGACCUUGUCCAGAUGCACUCGCCCACGCCCGAUGCGCUCAAGCCGGGCUUCAUUGUGCGCAUGAUACGCGAUGGCGUGGAAGAGCUGUUUGGCGAUUAUGGCUCGGGAAUGGUGUCGUCGGGACUAAAAGUAAAUUAUUACUCCCCCUCAACCAGCACAGCCAUCAUCCGGUGUCCACGCGACCACUACGAAAUGGUCUGGGCCGCCCUCACAUACACGACGCGCCUGCCGCGACCCCUCGAUAACAUCCCCGUUGUUAUCCGCGUCGUGCGUGUCAGCGGCACGAUCAAGAAGGCUGAGGAAGAAGUUAUUCGCCAGUCUCAGGAUAUCGUUCGGAGAGCGCGGGCGUGGGAUGGCGAGGGAGAAACACCAAUGCUGCAGAGCGUGGAAAGGGCUGUCGAGAAGGAGCGCAAGACGGAGGCCCAGGUGCUGGCUGUUGUGGAUGAUGGGAGUGAGAGCGAGGAUAUGAGUGAGUAG